Medicago truncatula (barrel medic) is the source of this 498-nucleotide messenger RNA. RefSeq lists its product as uncharacterized. NCBI's taxonomy places the organism in Eukaryota, Viridiplantae, Streptophyta, Magnoliopsida, Fabales, Fabaceae. The coding region runs from base 1 to 498 and encodes 165 amino acids. The record is from RefSeq and is a predicted model, not a curated record. Gene Ontology annotation, molecular function: nucleic acid binding; RNA-DNA hybrid ribonuclease activity. The transcript has a single exon.
AUGACCGGAAUAGGGUGCAAGGUACGUAACAACUUAGUUUGGGAGAAACCGAGCGAGACAUGGUUGAAGUGCAAUGUGGAUGCCGCGUUCCAUGACCGUAAUCGUCUUACAUCCUCUGCAUGUUGUGUUAGAGACUCCCGAGGGAAAUUUAUUCGGGCACAAACGAAAUGGAAACGGGCAAAUAUGACAGUUUUGGAGGGGGAGGCAGUAGCCUUACUCGAUGCUAUUCACUUUGCUUAUGUGAACAGAUGGGACCGGGUUGUCUUCGAGUCUGACUCUGCUACUUUAGUGCAAGCUCUUUCGUCUCUGGGCCAUGGUGAUUCAGAAUUCUAUGCUAUUGUUUCUAGUAUUAUUUAUCAGUUAUCUUUACAUUCCAACUUCGAGGUGAAGUUUGUUAGGAGACAAUCGAACAUGGUUGCUCAUACUUUAGCUAGGGCGGUCUGUUCUUGGGCUAGUCACCGCAUUUUUAACUCUUAUCCUUCUUGUAUUGCACAUUAG